Molecule: messenger RNA, 1608 nt
Organism: Camellia sinensis
Lineage: Eukaryota; Viridiplantae; Streptophyta; Magnoliopsida; Ericales; Theaceae
Product: DCD domain-containing protein NRP-B
Biological process (GO): response to endoplasmic reticulum stress
Source: RefSeq, a predicted model, not a curated record
CCGUCUUCAUAAACAAACACAUCUCUGUCACAUUCUCAUUCGCUCAACUUCAUCACUACCUACCUAUACAUUUUUCCACACUGCUUUUUGACAAAUCUACACGCUUUCUUUCUCUUUUUAACUUUCCUUAAUCCAGUCUCUUUGUUCCUCACUACACCAACUUUCAUCUUUUCAUAGAACUCGCUCCUCUUUCUCUCUUUUCCACUACUACACAUAGAUUGGUGUGAGAGAUUUUGAACAUUACCCACAUCAUGGAAAACAAUAAUCAACAGUCGUUCUGGCAAUUCAGCGAUCAACUUAGGCACCAGACAAACAAUUUGGCCAAUCUCUCUCUCAACGAUUCCAUAUGGAGCAAUUCGUAUGUGUCCAAGAGGCCUCAAGAGAGGCGUAACUUUGACGUCAAUGUUGGCGGUGAAUUCAAUUCAGUCAAUUCGUCCAACAGUUUGAAGGCAAAUGAGUCGGAUUUUAAUGGGUUCAGCCAUGGUUGGAAGAUUGGUGGCGGGUCUGAUUUUAAUGGGUUAGGCUCUUCUUCUAGUUUGGGAUCAAUUGGGCUUAAUGGUGGCUUCAACAAAGGGAUUAUUUACUCCAAACCUUCUUUGAAUUUCAAUCACCACAACAACAACAACAACAAUAAUAAUGUUAAUGUUGUUGUGAAUACUAAAAGCAAUAAGAAUGGUAGUGGUAAGGGCGAGGAUGAUUAUUAUUAUCAAAAUCACCAUGGAAGCAAGAGUGGGAAGAAGAACAAGAACAACAAUAACAGCAAUAAGGAUAGCAACAACAACAGUGACAACAACAAUAAUAGUAAUAAGAACAGUGUGGAUAAGAGGUUCAAGACACUUCCGCCAUCUGAGUCUCUACCCAGAAAUGAAACUGUUGGUGGGUAUAUCUUUGUCUGCAACAAUGAAACCAUGGAAGAGAAUCUCAAAAGGCAGCUCUUUGGCUUGCCUCCGCGCUACCGUGAUUCAGUCAGGGCAAUAACCCCAGGGUUGCCCCUUUUCCUCUACAACUACUCCACCCACCAACUUCAUGGAAUUUUUGAGGCUGCAAGCUUUGGAGGAACAAACAUCGAUCCAAAAGCGUGGGAGGACAAAAAGAACCCUGGUGAAUCUCGUUUUCCGGCUCAGGUACGCGUUGUGACAAGGAAAGUCUGUGAGCCAUUAGAGGAGGAUUCUUUCAGACCAAUUCUUCAUCAUUAUGAUGGCCCCAAGUUCCGCCUUGAACUUAACAUUCCUGAGGCACUCUCUCUUUUGGAUAUAUUUGCCGAGAAUGAUCCUUAAACAACAUUCAGAUACAAAGAAACAACAAUGCUACAGAAUUAAAGGCUAUACUUGUUUGGCUAAAAUAAUAUAUAUCGUGGUUGAGCUCGAAGAGUUUGGAAGUUGAAAAAUAGCCAUGGUCUGUGUACUUGUAUGUGAUGUGUUACUUUGUUUUUUAUGAAGGGCGUGGUGGUUUAUAUAAUGAAUAAUAGAAAAUAUAAAUGAGGAUUUAAAGGAGUUUUAUGUUUUGAAACUGGGAAAAUGUAGAGAGAUAAAAGGAGAUUACUAGACAUGAGAUAUAAUAAGAAUUGUUCUUCAGGAACUCUCAAAACCUUAAAAUAUAUCUUCAGGA